UUCUGACAGAUCGUGGUCUGGUGUAUUGCCGAAAUUUUCAAUUUUUCUAUAUCAAAUGUUCCGGACACUGCUACGAAAUCUUACAAUUACCAAAAAUGCGGGCGAUAAACUGUUAAAAUGCCGUCCAUUCACCACAGCCGCUCCAUUGGCACAGGAAGAAGAAGAGUAUAACUAUGUGAAACUGUUGGGUACAAUUGUGUCCAAUGUACGAACCCUACCAAAUGGCACCAGAUCGCUAAUCGUUCGAACUGUUGAGGGUAAUGAUAAAUAUUGCAAUCAUCUGGUCAACCUAAAAUCAGACGCACCGAUGUCAAUGGGUGAACGAAUCUACAUCUUUGGCAAUCUUAGCUCGAAGCCAUUCUCAUUGGACGAUGGACGUCUUCGGCAAAAAUUGAUAAUCAAAUCGAAAUACAGUCGACUGCGUGGACAUGAACGUAAUAUAGAGAACAAAAAUGAUCAGAACAAUGUCAAGAUUUUGGCCAAAAUCACAUCGGACAUUCGACACGCCGACAAUCACUCACUGUUUACACUGUCAUCCAAUCACAUGCCAAAAGGAGAAGGAAGAAUACCGGGAAUGAUCAUCACCGAAUUUCAUCGUGUCAUUGUGUACGAUCAGCCUGCACUUGGUGUACUACGAAAUAGCAUAAGCAAAUUUGAUAGAGUUUUAGUCGAAGGGAAAGUUAGUUAUAUGCCAUACAAAAUUACCAGUGGCAAGACACAGCAUGGUGGAUUCAUCGUUGCCCAAUCCAUCCAGCGAAUUGAGUAAUCACUGUGCCGGUUAACUCAACAAUUGAGUAAAAUAAAUUUCAUUGAAACUCAAAAGUUCUUUUUCUUCCGGGAUUGACCGGAUUAUGAUUAGAAAUUUCAUACUGAUCAAUCAAUUGUUCAACCCAAAUUAUGAUUAUUAGUGAUUUUGUUAAUUAUUCAUAAAUAAUUAUUAUUGCUGGGCACAUUUUCAGUGUUGAUCCAUAAAUUGAAGUGAAAAACGAAGAAAAAUGUAAAAAAAUCGUAGUGUCUUUGUAAAAAUCAAACGAAUGUAUUUAACGUGUUCGCAUGAUUUUUUGUUGUUUGAAGAAAUUUGAAAGGAGAAGUUGAAAUGGUUUUUCAAAAAAAAUUGUCAUUUCGAUUGAACACUUUUAACAUUUUGGUUUGUAUUACAUUGUUCACGCCAAAAUUGAUAACUGAACUCUUACUCUUUUGCUCUUUCUCUUUCUGUCGAAUUCCAUUCGGGUUUCUGACCCAUAAAAGAAAUCAGAAAUCUGAAUACAAUGUCAAAAAUUGUAAGUAUUCCACUUGAAUUUAAAACGUGUUAUCAAUAAAUUCUAUUCGAAAUUGGUGCUAUCAAUAAAUUGAUUGAAAUCGUCCAA
Molecule: messenger RNA, 1367 nt
Organism: Sitodiplosis mosellana (orange wheat blossom midge)
Lineage: Eukaryota; Metazoa; Arthropoda; Insecta; Diptera; Cecidomyiidae
Exons: 4
Coding region: 56-766 (236 amino acids)
Source: RefSeq, a predicted model, not a curated record